CCUCACCGCAGCCCCCCGAGCGGUCGCCGCCUUUUGGGCCGCACUCCCGGCGUGCCCCGCACUCGCCGCCUCCCGGCCGCCCCUCCUUCCCUUCGCAGCGCCACACCGCCGGAGCCCGAGCCGCCGCCGCAGCCUCAGCCGCGGGCGCUAUGGCUUCUGGAGUUACAGUGAAUGAUGAAGUCAUCAAAGUUUUUAAUGAUAUGAAAGUAAGGAAAUCUUCUACACAGGAGGAGAUCAAAAAAAGAAAGAAAGCAGUUCUCUUCUGUUUAAGCGAUGACAAAAGACAAAUAAUUGUAGAGGAAGCAAAGCAGAUCUUGGUGGGUGACAUUGGUGAUACUGUAGAGGACCCCUACACAUCUUUUGUGAAGUUGCUACCUCUGAAUGAUUGCCGAUAUGCUUUGUACGAUGCCACAUACGAAACAAAAGAGUCUAAGAAAGAAGACCUAGUAUUUAUAUUCUGGGCUCCUGAAAGUGCACCUUUAAAAAGCAAGAUGAUUUAUGCUAGCUCUAAAGAUGCCAUUAAAAAGAAAUUUACAGGUAUUAAACAUGAGUGGCAAGUAAAUGGCUUGGAUGAUAUAAAGGACCGUUCAACACUUGGAGAGAAAUUGGGAGGCAACGUAGUAGUUUCACUUGAAGGAAAACCCUUAUAAAAUGACAGUCAAGUGCCAUCUGGAUCUUAAGGAGCUUCCAUUUCUCCAGCUCAGUCAAUUGGAAUAGUAUUAGGUUUUGGUUUUUUUUUUU
Orcinus orca (killer whale) is the source of this 741-nucleotide messenger RNA. Its product is annotated as cofilin-2. The coding region runs from base 150 to 650 and encodes 166 amino acids. Gene Ontology annotation, molecular function: actin filament binding. Gene Ontology annotation, cellular component: actin cortical patch; cytoplasm; actin cytoskeleton. NCBI's taxonomy places the organism in Eukaryota, Metazoa, Chordata, Mammalia, Artiodactyla, Delphinidae. Gene Ontology annotation, biological process: cell motility; actin filament severing; actin filament fragmentation. The transcript has a single exon. The record is from RefSeq and is a predicted model, not a curated record.